This is a messenger RNA of Heteronotia binoei (common prickly gecko), 2406 nucleotides long. RefSeq names its product cytochrome P450 3A40-like. The record is from RefSeq and is a predicted model, not a curated record. Gene Ontology annotation, biological process: steroid metabolic process; oxidative demethylation. NCBI's taxonomy places the organism in Eukaryota, Metazoa, Chordata, Lepidosauria, Squamata, Gekkonidae. Gene Ontology annotation, molecular function: oxidoreductase activity, acting on paired donors, with incorporation or reduction of molecular oxygen; heme binding; testosterone 6-beta-hydroxylase activity. The transcript has 13 exons. The coding region runs from base 180 to 1679 and encodes 499 amino acids.
GAGAGCCGAAGGACGCGUGCGCCAAGGGCUCCCCUCCCUCUUUCCCUGUGUUAUGUAUCUGCUGUUGAACAAACAGCUGGGAGUGGAGCCGAAAGUAAAACUGCCGGUUUAGGAAGGCGGGGAGGGAGAGGGAGAGGGCAUUUCUCGCACGCCAAGUCGGCUCCCGGCUCCGCUUGGCCAUGGAAACGUGGCUCCUGGUGCUUGCCUUUCUGGCCCUCCUUCUGGUAUACGGGAUCUGGCCGUACCGGUUCUUUAAGAAGUUGGGGAUUCCUGGGCCGCAACCUUUGCCCUUCAUUGGGACGUUUCUGCAUUACCGGAAAGGGGUUCUAAAUUUCGACCAGAGGUGUUAUCAAAAGUAUGGCAAAAUCUGGGGAAUAUACGAUGGCCGACAGCCAGUGAUGGUCAUUCUGGAUCCCAACAUUAUCAAAGCCAUCCUGGUGAAGGAAUGUUACACCUAUUUCACCAACCGCCGGAACUUCCGUUUGAAUGGAGACUUGGAAAGUGCCAUAUCAAUAGCUGCGGACGAGCAGUGGAAGAGGAUCCGCACCGUCCUCUCUCCCACGUUUACCAGCGGGAGGCUAAAAGAGAUGUUUCCCAUCAUCAGCAACAAUGGGGAGAAAUUGUGGAAGAACGUCCAAAAGAAAGUGGAUAAUGAUGAACCUAUUGCUAUGAAAGAUUUAUUUGGGGCCUACAGCAUGGACGUCAUCACCAGCACUUCGUUUAGCAUUGACGUUGAUUCCAUGAACAACCCCAAUGAUCCUUUCAUCGCACAGAUCAAGACAUUUCUCAAGUUCAACUUCUUCAGUCCGCUCUUGCUUCUCCUUGUCAUGUUCCCGUUCGUCGCCCCAGUGCUGGAGAAACUAAACUUCACCAUGGCCCCUGCCUCCUUCAUGAACUUCUUCGUCAGCGCAGUCAAGAAAAUCAAGAGCGACCGGCAGAAGAAUAAUCACACGAACCGAGUUGACUUUCUGCAGUUAAUGAUAGACUCCCAAGUUUCAGGAGAGAAAGCUGAAGAGGCACAUUCCUAUAAAGUUCUAACUGACAAGGAAAUCAUUGCACAAGCCAUUAUAUUUAUUUUUGCUGGGUAUGAAACCACUAGCUCCUCCCUUACCUUCCUGUCUUACUGCCUGGCCACCCACCCAGAUGUCCAGCAGAGACUCCAAGACGAAAUUGAUGAAGCUCUCCCUGACCAGGCCUCGCCCACUUACGACGCCAUCCUGCAGAUGGAGUAUCUGGACAUGGUGGUGAAUGAAACCCUCCGCCUGUACCCCCCCGCAGGACGGAUUGAGAGGGUUUGCAAAAGCACCGUGGAGAUUAAUGGAGUGACUAUCCCGGAAGGAACUGUGGUCAUGAUCCCAGCGUUCGUCUCGCACCGUGACCCAGAAUAUUGGCCGGAACCAGAAGAGUUCAGACCCGAGAGGUUCAGCAAAGAGAACAAGGAAGCCAUCGACCCCUACAUCUUCCUGCCCUUCGGAGCCGGUCCAAGGAACUGCAUCGGGAUGCGCUUUGCUCUGCUGCUCUUGAAAGUGGCCUUGGUUGUUCUCCUGCAAAGGUAUUCCUUCCGAACCUGCAAAGAGACUCAGGUCCCCCUGGAGCUGGACACCAAAGGCUUCAUGCAACCCAAAAAACCCAUCAUGCUGAAGAUGGUCCCCAGAGUUCGUGCCGAACAUGAGAAAUAGAUAGAUCAGAGGCACCUUUGAUGAUGCUGACAGCUCUCCACUCCACAACUUUUUGCUUUUGCGGGGGACUCGUAUCAGAGCUGAAACAGAAGCUGAUGAUUUCCCCUCCCCAAGACCAGCACUGCUUACUGCGACGGACUUUUUAUACCUUUAUUUUUGCCGGGAUUGUCUCUUUCAGCACCCAGGCCAGUGCGGUGUAGUGAUUAAGAGUGGCGGACUCUAAUCCGGAGAACUGGGUUUGAUUCCCCACUCCUCCACCUGAAGCCUGCUGGGUGACCAUGGGCCAGUCACAAUUUUCUCAUGAUUUUCUCAGCCCCACCGACCUCACAAGGGUGCCUGUUGUGGGGAGAGGAAGGGAAGCAGAUUGUAAGAGCCCCGUGAGCCCUUCAUUCAAAGUCGCAGAGCAGCUUACAAUCUCCUUUUCCUUCCUCUCCCCUGUGAGCUAGAUGGGGCUGAGAGAGCUCUUGAGAGAAGAAGCUCUGCUGAGAGCUUCCAGCAGCUGCAUGUGUUGGAGCGGGGAAUCAAACCCAGUUCUCCCAGAUUAGAGUCUUUACUUCUAAACACUAUGCCAAACUCAGGCCUCAUUUUGGGCAAGAGCUCACAGGAGUGGAGCUCCAGAAUCUCGAAAUUUUAUUGUGCUCUUUCUUUCUUUGCAACCUUCCAUCAAUACUUGCUUCUGACCGCCGUUGUAUAAAUAAAUAAAUAAAAAAUUAUUACAUUGUUCAAA